Messenger RNA from Miniopterus natalensis, 1700 nucleotides. It is a transcript of the gene GRK1, whose product is annotated as G protein-coupled receptor kinase 1. The record is from RefSeq and is a predicted model, not a curated record. Gene Ontology annotation, biological process: protein phosphorylation; visual perception; signal transduction. Gene Ontology annotation, molecular function: rhodopsin kinase activity; ATP binding. Gene Ontology annotation, cellular component: cytoplasm. Lineage: Eukaryota; Metazoa; Chordata; Mammalia; Chiroptera; Miniopteridae.
GGAUGGAUUUCGGGUCCUUGGAGACUGUGGUGGCCAACUCUGCCUUCAUCGCUGCCCGGGGCAGCUUCGAUGGGAGCAGUGCCCCAUCCUCCCGGGACAAGAAGUACCGGGCCAAGCUCAGGCUGCCCCCACUCUCCAAGUGCGAGGCCCUCCGGGACAGCCUGGACCUGGAGUUCCAGAAUGUGUGCUCCGAGCAGCCCAUUGGCAAGCGGCUUUUCCAGCAGUUCUUGAAGGCCAGCAAGAGUCACGUGCCGGCCCUGGAGCUCUGGAAGGACAUUGAGGAUUACGACACGACCGAUGAUGACCUGAGGCCGCAGAAGGCCCAGGCCAUCCUGGUUGAGUACCUGGAUCCCCAGGCCAAGCUCUUCUGCAGCUUCCUGGACGAAGGGACAGUGGUGAAGGUCCAGGAGGGGUCCGUGGAGAGCAGGGAAGGACUCUUCCAGCCCCUCCUGCUGGCCACCCUGGCCCACCUGAGCCAGGCCCCGUUCCAAGAGUACCUGGGAAGCCUGUACUUCCAGAGGUUCCUGCAGUGGAAGUGGCUGGAGGCCCAGCCCACAGGCGAGGACUGGUUCCUGGACUUCAGGGUGCUGGGGAAAGGUGGCUUUGGGGAGGUGUCCGCCUGCCAGAUGAAGGCGACUGGCAAGAUGUACGCGUGUAAAAAGCUGAACAAGAAGAGGCUGAAGAAAAGGAAGGGGUACCAGGGCGCUAUGGUAGAGAAGAAGAUUCUAGCGAAGGUACACAGCAGGUUUAUUGUCUCUCUGGCCUAUGCAUUUGAAACCAAAACUGACCUCUGUCUGGUGAUGACCAUCAUGAAUGGAGGUGACUUAAGGUACCACAUCUACAACGUGGACGAGGAGAGCCCUGGCUUCCCGCAGCCCCGCGCCGUCUUCUACACGGCCCAGAUCAUCAGUGGCCUGGAGCACCUGCACCGGAGGGGCAUCGUCUACCGCGACCUCAAGCCUGAGAACGUGCUCCUGGACGACGAAGGCAAUAUCCGAAUUUCUGACCUUGGGCUGGCCGUGGAGCUGAAGGAAGGGCAAACCAAGACUAAGGGCUACGCAGGGACCCCAGGUUUCAUGGCCCCCGAGCUCUUGCGGGGUGAGGAAUAUGGCUUUUCUGUGGAUUACUUUGCCCUGGGGGUCACGCUGUAUGAGAUGAUCGCGGCCAGAGGACCCUUCCGAGCCAGGGGAGAGAAGGUCGAGAACAAGGAGCUCAAGCAGAGGAUCCUCUCGGAGGCCGUCAAGUACCCAGACAAGUUCAGCCAGGCCAGCAAGGACUUCUGUGAGGCGCUGCUGGAGAAGGACCCGGAGAAGCGUCUGGGGUUUAGAGAUGGGACUUGUGAUGGGCUCCGCGUCAACCCCCUCUUUAAAGACAUUAAUUGGAGGCAGCUUGAGGCUGGGAUGCUGAUACCCCCCUUCAUCCCAGACUCCAGAACUGUCUAUGCAAAGAACAUCCAGGACGUAGGGGCCUUUUCCACAGUCAAAGGUGUGGUCUUUGAAAAAGCCGAUAUGGAGUUCUUCCAGGAAUUUGCCACCGGCAACUGCUCCAUUCCCUGGCAGGAGGAGAUGAUUGAGACUGGUGUCUUUGGGGAGCUGAAUGUGUGGUGUGCUGAUGGGCAGAUGCCCAAUGACAUGAAGGGCAUCACCGUGGAGGAGGCCACUCCUUCCUCUAAGUCAGGAAUGUGUCUGAUUUCCUAGAUG